AUGUCGAGCGAUGGUGGUGCGUCCGAGGGCCUCGAAAUCGGCCCGGCCGAGCCCUGGGUGGGCCUGUCGAACUUCCCAGGCGCGACGCAGUCCACGUUCAAGCAGCUCCUGGACAAGCUGAAGCAGCUGGGCCGCGACAGCCUCAAUGUGCUAGUCAUCGGCCGGCCCGGUGUGGGCAAGUCUUCCCUGUGCAACUCCGUCUUCAACGAGAAGGUCGCGCAGGUGUCCGCGUUCGCGCCGGGGAGCAGCGAGGUCGCCGUGUGCCAGCGCCAGGCCGCGGGAUUCACGCUCCGCAUGAUAGACACGCCUGGUUUGUCUAAGGGCGACCACGUCAACGACGAAGCGCUCCAGAGCAUCGCGUACGCCGUCCGGAGCACCCCGAUCGAUGUUGUGUUCUUCGUUGACCGCUUCGACCUGUACAAACCGGAGCGCCUCGACGGCGAGGUCCUCCAGGCCGUCUCCGACACCUUCGGGCGCGACAUCUGGGACAACUCCUUCCUCGUCCUCACGCGCGCCAACAUGAAGAACCCCCCCAACGGCAUCGAGUGGUCGAACUUCGCCGAGGCGCGCGCGGGGGCGAUCCGGAAGCAGGUCAAGAAGGCCGGCGGACACGACGACAUCCCCGUGCUCUUCGUGGAGAACUCGGACAGGUGCGACAAGGACGCGCACGGGCAGAAGAUCCUCCCGGACGACACGCUGUGGCUGUGCACGCUCAUGGCGUGCAUGGUCGACGCGAUGGAGAAGGGCCUCGAGCCGUACGAGUAUGACGGCAAGGGCGACGAGCGCGGGAACCCCGACCGGCGCCGCCGGUGGCUGAUCCCGCUGCUGAUCGUGGCGCAGGUGGCGUUCAAGUUCCUCGUCCUCGACAAGCUCUCCGACGAGGACGCGUGCACCGGCGACCAGUUCGGCCCCUUCGACAAGGAGACGGCGGCACAGCGGCGCAAGGAGAUGCAGGAGGAGAAGGCGGAGCGGGAGCGGCGGGAGCAGGCGCGCAAGUCGCGGGAGGCGCAGAUGGCCAAGGCGCGGGCCGCGGCGGCGGCGGCCGCGGCAGCGUCGUCCGACUCGGACGACGAGAGCGGGGGGGAGUCCGACGGCUCGGGGUCGGACGACGGCGACGACGACGACGACGGGUCGGACAGCGAGUGA
Pedinophyceae sp. YPF-701 is the source of this 1146-nucleotide messenger RNA. The record is from the annotation of a GenBank genome assembly. Lineage: Eukaryota; Viridiplantae; Chlorophyta; Pedinophyceae.